AUACCAAGAACAUUAAACUGCUGACUCUAGAAAACUGUAUGAAAAAAUCUUUACUGAAGGAUGACAUAUUCUCUUAGCUGUAUCUUUGGAAUCUUCAUACUUAUCACAGUUUCGGCUAAUCCAUUUGGACGGGACAUUUUUGGUCGCAGUGGAGGAUUCCCAAAGUUCCCUCUGGCUCGACGACAUCUACAACAGUGUGGAGGACGUCUCGUCUCACAUCAUGCACAAAGGAGCAGUCACAGAGCCAUCGCCAAGAUAGUGGGUGGGACCUCAGCACCUUACGGAGCUUACCCCUGGCAGGUGGAGAUCCAGGCUUACCGGUCGGCUAGUCACAGGUUUGAACACCAUUGUGGGGGAGCAGUCGUGGGAGAGAGACUUAUAUUGACAGCAGCUCACUGCAUAGCCAACCUCGAGUACCCGGAGAAAAUCAGACUCAUCCUCGGCAAAGUGAAUCUCAACUCUCGCGACAGACACGAACGCACUUACAAACCAGAGAAGAUAGUCAUCCACCCUGAUUUUAGAAAAGAUGGCCCUCACAGCAAUGACAUAGCCAUGAUCAAGGUGAGAGCCACAAGUGAGGGAGGUAUCCACUUCAACUCUCACAUCCAGCCCAUCUGUCUGCCAGAUAUGGUCACUCAGAGGGUGGCCACUGGAGACUGGUGUACUGUCACAGGCUGGGGCGCUCAGAGUCAAGACGAUCUGGAGAGUUUAUCAGAUGAGUUACAAGCAGCCUCUGUGCCUGUGCUGGACCAGCACACUUGCAGACAGAGUGAUGUCUACGGGGGCAGAGACCAGAGUAUCCUGGACAGCAUGGUGUGUGCAGGGACAUUGGCGGGGGGAGUGGACGCUUGCGGCGGGGACAGCGGGGGUCCACUAGCUUGCCAGCUCAAUGGUAAGUUUGUUCUGACGGGACUUGUGUCGUGGGGAGAUGGUUGUGCCAAGAAGAACCGCCCCGGAGUUUACACCAGGGUAAGCCACUUCUCACCUUGGAUACAAGAAACCAUGGACAAGAUGGGGUUAUAGCAGACGUACGAAUUAGUUGAUCCUAUCAGUAUUAUUGUUACCACAGCACCUAACUGUGAUGAAAACUACAGACGAUUCAACUGCCUUAGACUAGUAACUAAUUGAUGUGUUGAAACCAAAACUUGGAUCUCAAACCACCGAUACUUUUUAUGGAAGUUUCGGUUUUGAGAUUCAAUAAUUUUUUUUAGAAUUGAAAUUUGAAACUGCAUUGAAAAAAUUCAUUGUGUCAUUGGUCGAACCUGAUACCAGUUGUCUGUUGUCAAAUAAAUAGAUAGCUUAAAUUCAGACUACAGUGCAGGAGAACAAAGUUGUGAAAUAACUUUUACCACUUGGAUUUAUUUUCUAUAACCCUAAUUAGGCAAGUAAAUAGGGUUUUGC
Molecule: messenger RNA, 1401 nt
Organism: Macrosteles quadrilineatus (aster leafhopper)
Lineage: Eukaryota; Metazoa; Arthropoda; Insecta; Hemiptera; Cicadellidae
Product: trypsin-1-like
Exons: 6
Coding region: 61-1023 (320 amino acids)
Biological process (GO): proteolysis
Molecular function (GO): serine-type endopeptidase activity
Source: RefSeq, a predicted model, not a curated record